AUGAUUUAGAAACACAAUACUUAGAAGAAACGUUUAAUUCUGGUAACAUCAUUAGGGGGUGGGAAAACUAUUUCACAAGCACAAAGUAGAAAAGUAUUGGCGCAACCCUAAAAAAAGCCAAAAUAAAUCCAAACGAUAGAAUAUUUUCACUAUCAUCAACCACUUCACCAGCACAUUUAAAAAUUGAAGAAAAUAUAGAUAAAAAUACAGAUGGCAGUCAUGGAACAUACAGUGGAUUUAAAAGACAAAAAAAGAAAAGCAAGAUUGGUAAAAAUGCUUACGACAACGACUCUCCUAAACAUGACCUUGUGGAUAGCAGUUAAAUUUCUGAUGACUUUUACGAUUAAGUGGAAGACUCAGUUAAUAAUGACAUGUCUUCAAAAAGAACAAAGAAAAUUAAAAAGAAAAAAACAAAAUCUUGAAAAUUUAUUUUAUUCAAAUUUUUUAUGUGUUUAGAGUCUAUAUCACUAUAUACAACAUAGAGUAAUCUUAACUAUACUUUACUAUACAAUUUAUUCAAGCCUUUAUCAAGUUUGUUCAUUUGAUUUUUAUUUAAAUUCCAUCAAAUUAAUUUAUGAAGAAAGCUUUUUAUAAUUUAAAAUUCUUUUCUUAUUAAAAUUGUCAUCUUACUAAUUAUUUAUUUUUCUGAUUGGUAUUUUUAUUAUUUAUUUACAAUAAUUUUAUGCAUUUAUUUAUUUAUUUGGUGGAAGAUUAAGUGGAUGGAAUUAGUUAAUAAUUUACUUAUUUACUAAUUUUUUUAUUUUAUUGGAUUUAUUAUAGCAAUUAAUAAUGUAUUUCUUCAAAUAUAUAUAAAAUAUUACACCUGAUAGCACCCCAAAAAGGACAAGCUUGAGCAAUAUUAUUAAAAAAUUUUUUAGUAUAUCCCUUAAAGUUUAUACUAGUUUUAUGUUAGUGUACAAGUAUUACACCUGA
Tetrahymena thermophila SB210 is the source of this 933-nucleotide messenger RNA. Its product is annotated as transmembrane protein, putative. NCBI's taxonomy places the organism in Eukaryota, Ciliophora, Oligohymenophorea, Hymenostomatida, Tetrahymenidae. The transcript is spliced from 4 exons. The record is from RefSeq and is a predicted model, not a curated record.